GUUUGUUCCUGCCUACCGUUUCCUCCUCUCAGUCGCACAAACAGCUACUUUAGUGGAAAUAUUAAACCAGAGUAUUUAGCACACCAAGGCAGCUCAUAAAAAUCAGUAAGGACAAAGUUUCAAGGGCCAUUUCAGUAAGCCUGUAAGCAACACAGUUCUUCUAUCAUGGUUGAAAACAUCGUCACGAAGCCUCUCGGGUUAGUUUUGAUCAUCACAGCUCACAUGAUAUUCAAUGUCCAAAGCCGAGCGGAGGUCACUGGGAUUGCUGGCACUAACAUCACCCUUGAAUUCAUAUUUAACGUCACCCUCACAGAAAAAAGUCAUUUUGCAGUUUAUUUUAACAAGACAAAGAUAGCUGAGUAUUUAAAGGGUGCUGAGGGAGAUGUUUCUGUUAAAAAUACUUCUGUAUUUUGGUGCAUUACAAAUCUCAAAGCAUAUCACAGUGGAAAAUACUACGCCAGUGAAUUCAUGAAUGGAUUUGGUCAAGAAAGCAGUUCGGUGCAGCUGAACGUCCAAGAUGAGCCCAGAAGUAGCACAGGUCCUCCCAUGCAUAGUACUCCCUCAACAACACCUGAAGACAGUGGAAGUUCCUAUGUCAUCUUCAUUCUUGUGGUUUCACCUGUAGUGCUGUUGGUUGCAGUACUUCCAUGUUUGAUCUGGUGUCUCGUGAGAAGCAGAGACAAACAACAAGAACCACCACCACCACAAAGCUCGUAUCCCACAGUACAAGAAACAGAGGCAUACAAGAAUGUGCAUGGGCCCUCACUGGUCUACAGCGUCCUGGACUUUCCCAAGAGACCUUCAGCAGUUAUGGAGAUUAAUCCCAAUGAUACCGAGUACGCUGCUGUCAGUUAUCUUCCAGAAAAUAGAAGAGUGUGACACUCAUCUGAACGUAAAGCAGCUGGUCUUUCUUGGUUUGAGUAUGCAAGAUGACAUAUAAUCUAAAAAUAUAUUUCUAUUAAGUGUGAUAAAUACUUUUUUUUAUAAAACAAUGAUGGCUCCUCACUGCCUGUAGGGUCUUUGCAAUAAUAAGCACAAGUGUUUAGAGGGCACGAGUCACUGAUCUGCAUGGGCGGUAAAUAUGUAGGUGUGACGUUGUUCUUGGUGGUCUCGAAAUUGAAAUGUUGAGGCAGUUGGAUUCUUAUCGUUUUUUGUUUGCUCUUUACUUGUUUCAGCAGUGGGACAUAGAGUCACUGCAUUUGGGCCUCAUGGAUGAUCUAAAGGGGGAAAAUAUGGAGUGAUACUAAGUUGAAUGAAUAUGAUGAUAUUUCACUAUCCUGCUGACCUUUGUUUCACUAAAACUAACUUGGAUCCUUUUUAAUUGGUCGCUUCCCCUUAUCGCUGUUAACGGUGGAUAAAAAAAAGUGAAACUGAAUGAAUUCAUCCUAUUAACAAAUAUGUUAUUCCUCUAUGUUAUGGAAUUUUCUAUUCUUAGGUUACACAAGGUCACAUGUGGGUGUUGAGUUCCUCAGCAGUAUUAAUUGUUUGGCUUCGAUUGGGAACAGUAGGUGCCAGUCUAUCU
This is a messenger RNA of Larimichthys crocea (large yellow croaker), 1522 nucleotides long. RefSeq lists its product as hypothetical. The transcript has 5 exons. The record is from RefSeq and is a predicted model, not a curated record. NCBI's taxonomy places the organism in Eukaryota, Metazoa, Chordata, Actinopteri, Sciaenidae. Bases 166 to 879 code for a protein of 237 amino acids.